GAUUACAUUACUGUGACGUGAGGAAAUAAAACAUCUCACCAGCUAGCUACAAACAAUGCUAGCUGCAAAUUGACGUUUAGUUUCUGAUAUGAUUAUUUGUUUUAAUAGACUGGUAGAUAACUGUAGAUAAUCAUAAUAUUUAAAACGCAAAUACUGUUACAUUGAAAAGGGGCCAAAAGCGUCGGGGGACAAUGUCGGGUUCCGUGGUCGAGUUCCAGGCGCAGAUAGCCUCAAUCAUGGAGGUGCUAGCCAACGCGGCUGUAACCGAAAUCUGCAAAGUUGUUGACGAUGGCUAUGCGGUUGUACACCUGAAGAUGACCCAAAGCCACAAGGAGAACGAAUUUCUCCGGAGGAAAAUGAAACUGAUGGAACUUCAGAUCGCGAGGUUUCGAUCUGAGAGAACAAAGUUUUCAGAUGGGUCCGUCCACAAUCGCUUCCAUGGAAUACGCCUGCUAAACAGACACAACCAUCGAGAGACGGCAACGACAGGACCUACUUGGCAAAGCAGAAACAGACUUUCCAACAGGAGUUUUGGGAACAGCAGCAUACCAAGAGACAGACAGCCCAUAGACGUGGACCAAGAGGAUGUCUCUCCAUCAAAGCAUAUGGAUGCUACAAGUGAUGAGCAGUCAGCAGAGACAGAGGAAGGGGAACCAGACCUGCUCAUCAUCAAGGAUGAGGGGGAAGCAGAUGACCAGGACUCUAGGAUCAGCCACCCAGCCAGAACAGUGGAGGGCAGCAGAGAGCUAACCACCCAAACGGCUAUAGACCCUGUCUUCCAGCCCAGAGGCAACAACAUCAACACAGCUAUGGAGGUCAGUGGAUCUGAUGCCGUUCUCCUCCAGUCAGAAACAGGGAAUGUGAACCAGGGAUCACAGCAGCACACAGGAUUUGAACCCAGAGCAGAGAGACAGAGUCUGGACACAAAGUGUGAUAUGAACGGGGACCUCAAUCUCCUAAGAGAUUCUUUAAACCAGGUGUGGAGAGAGGUAGUAGCGACUGAUGAUGGCGCCUCUGCUGCUCACACUAAAGUAAUGGACCUAGGGAGUGGCCCAGUGGGCCCAGAAACACAGACUAGCUCAGACAUAGAAAUGAGAAGUGUAGGGUUAGAAAACCACAGGUUUUCCCCCAAGUCGUUCCAUUCCUCAUCAGAACAUGUGAUAGUGAUUGACUCUGUAUCCAGUGGGCAGCAGGUAGACAGAGAUUUUGAGUGGGGUCAGGUGGGUACAGUUAAUACACCACAGGUCAAUGGGACUGGAAAUAAGCAGGGAGUGUUUAACAGAACCGCACCAACGAUUCACCCUGUACACCACGAAUCGAUGAGAGGCAACAUGCAAUUGGUUUCACCCGGAUUCCGUCCCACAGAGAUAAAUACAAGCACCCGUCUUGACGCAGGAAAUACAGGUGAGGCCAACAAAGCUAGUUUGCGCUCUUUGGCAAGCCUCCAUAGACACUCUGAAAUACCAGGAAGAAGAGCUCAACAACCAGCUCAUACCUCACUUCCUGUCGGCCAUUUUAGACCAAGCGCCACAACUUCCUCUUACUCAAGUAAUCUUGCUACUCACAUUAGACCUGGCACCAUAGAACGACGGUACGGUUGCCCGAGCUGCCAUAAGAAGUUUGUUCACGAGAGCGACUUGCGGCAGCACGUCGUCGUCCACACCAGAAAGCGGGUGUUCGCCUGCACCUUGUGUGAGAAGAGCUUUGUGUCCCCCAGCAAGCUCCAAGUGCACCAGAACGUCCACACUGGGGAGAAGCCCUUCAGUUGUGCACAGUGCGGGCGCAGGUUCUCCCAAUCCAGCAAUCUGAAUAGACAUCAGAAGCUUCAUCAUUGAAAACUGACACAGAAGCAGGAGAUUCCUAUUGUUGGGUUCUGAGAAUAUGAAAUAUACUUAUUCAUGUCACUGAGGGAGAGAGGGUAAUGUAUAACGUUUACAUUGUGUCAGGAUAUGCUAUUGUUAGCCAUCAGGGAUCCUAUGGGAGGGAUCCUCUGGGAGGAGAAGAGACACAGUCUGGUACCAGGCACCAUGACAGCCGUGAGUUGGGCAGGGAAGCGAUCACAUGUGGCAGGCAUUGAUAAGGGGAGAGAGCUUUGGAUUAGGCAUCAAGGGGGUUGAGGUCAGGUCAGAUCUCCUUAAGGGAGAAACAAUAGUUAAUUACCCCAUCACUUCGUCUUCCUGUCGAACCAUAACAGAUGGAAGGAUUGGAGAGAAGGAGGAGUGCAUCUAAAUUGGAGUAUAUAUACUUGUGUUGGUGGAAACAUGUUUUGUCUAAUGCAGCUGUAUUGAUCCUCUAGGAGAAUAAACUUGGUUAAGCUUUCAUAGUGUCUGUUGAGUUGUUUACUCUGAGAAUUAGAACCUAACACUAUUGAAAAACAACUGUUAUAGCAAUAUCAUGAAUUCAAACGUCAUUGGUUCUAACGUAGUCAUAUGUCUGAAGGAUGUUUACCCUGGUCUCAUACGUCUACAAUACAACGUGGUUCAUAUUUACAUUAUCUACAAAGACUGUUGCGUUUUCUUGGCUUCUUUAAGGCCAACAGCAUCACUCACAUUGACUGUUAAGGUUGAUCAUGGUUGUGUUCUACUAAUAAUACUGUGUGCCUCACACUAAAGUUAUAGCAGAUGCUGAAAUUGUACUGUGACACUGAAAAACUGUCUGUUCUUUUGUACCAAUUUGACCAAUGGCUGUUGCUGUUUGUUCAUUAAAUCCUAUAAUUCCCUCAAUAAAUAAUAUUUUUCAAAUAA
Salmo salar (Atlantic salmon) is the source of this 2744-nucleotide messenger RNA. The record is from RefSeq and is a predicted model, not a curated record. NCBI's taxonomy places the organism in Eukaryota, Metazoa, Chordata, Actinopteri, Salmoniformes, Salmonidae.